CAGGAAGUGUCAUUCCUUCUCCCUCUUUUAUACCCUUGUCAUCUUAGUCGCUUAUAUCCUUAAUCUUGGACAGUAGCUUCAUUUGAUGAAUUACCAGACAAACACCAGAAUCUAUGUCCUAUAAAUACUUAUCCUAUAAAUACCAUCCUUAAACCUUAUUACUAAAACCAACUCAGGAAGCUCUUCACCGAUCUUGUUUAAUCUUUAAGUAUUCACCAAAACCUAACAUAAACAAGCAUGGGCUUCGCAAGCUUCACUGAUGAGUACACUUCCCCUAUUGCUCCAUCAAGGCUCUUCAAGGCCUCCAUCGUCGACUCUCACAACUUGAUUCCAAAACUCUUGCCCCAAGGUAUCAAGAGCAUUGAGCAUAUUCAAGGUGAUGGAGGAGCCGGAAGCAUCAAGCAAAUCAACUUCAUUGAUGGUCGCACUUUUAAUAGUGUGAAGUACCACAUUGACGAGCUGAGUGAAGACAAGUACACAUACAACUAUACGCUAUUGGAAGGCGAUGCCUUGGUGGAAAAUCUUGAAAAAAUAACUUACGAGGUCAAGUUUGAGUCGUCUCCUAGUGGCGGUACCAUCUCUAAGGUAACAAGCAAGUAUUACACCAAAGGAGAAUUCAUGCUUAAGGAAGAGGAUAUCAAGGCGGGCAAGGAAAAGGUUCUGUCCAUGUACAAAGUUGUUGAAGCCUACCUCAUUCAAAACCCUGAUGCCUAUGUCUAGAGGUUUUGUUUUCUCAAUAAUUGUUAUGUUCUCUCCAAUAGGUUCAUAAACAGACAUAUGGUCUGUCUUGUUGUUUUCAGUUUGAUUUGUACUUGUUUGUCCCGGAAUAAGGAGAGUUUGGUUCUUAUAA
Molecule: messenger RNA, 850 nt
Organism: Daucus carota subsp. sativus
Lineage: Eukaryota; Viridiplantae; Streptophyta; Magnoliopsida; Apiales; Apiaceae
Product: major strawberry allergen Fra a 1.07-like
Exons: 2
Coding region: 238-720 (160 amino acids)
Biological process (GO): abscisic acid-activated signaling pathway; defense response
Cellular component (GO): cytoplasm; nucleus
Molecular function (GO): protein phosphatase inhibitor activity; signaling receptor activity; abscisic acid binding
Source: RefSeq, a predicted model, not a curated record